AUGGGGUUUCCAGUUUUUGUUCUUGAACAUGUUCUCCUUGCUAUACUUCUUGCUGCACAAUUAAUGAACAUAAUUGGCAUGGCUCAAGCUAGUCCUUUUGAUAACCCUGUGGAGAAAGAUGCUCUUCAUGGUCUCAAGGCCACUUUCAACGACCCUUUUCUGAAUAGUAACUGGAUUGGCUUCCUCUGCAACGAGACUGAAACGUCAAGAUGGUUUGGUAUUCAGUGUGCCAGUGGUCGAGUUACUGGGAUAGUACUUGAAGGUAUGGAGCUAACCGGAGAAAUCGAUGCCAAGGCAUUCUUCAAUCUUACAGAAUUGUCUAUUCUGAGCUUCAAGAACAAUUCCCUGAAGGGAAAUUUGAUGGAUUUCUCCGACAAUAAUCACUUGAAGUAUAUUGAUUUGUCAGGCAAUGAGUUAGAUGGGGCAAUACCAAUAUCCCUUCUGAAUCUUAACCUCUUGGAAGCGUUGUUGCUGCAAGAUAAUAAGCUCACUGGUCCAGUUCCGGCGUUCUGUCAACCAAGUUUGAAGAUGAUCAAUGUGUCGGGCAAUGAUCUUCAUGGCAGCAUCAGAGCAACUCGAACUUUUCCAUCACUGGGGCCUGAUUCGUUUUCUGGCAACCCCAGAUUAUGUGGUCCUCCUCUCAAUUCCUGCAGCUCAAGCUUGAAAGCUGCGAUUUGA
Molecule: messenger RNA, 678 nt
Organism: Neltuma alba
Lineage: Eukaryota; Viridiplantae; Streptophyta; Magnoliopsida; Fabales; Fabaceae
Product: pollen receptor-like kinase 4
Exons: 1
Coding region: 1-678 (225 amino acids)
Molecular function (GO): protein binding
Source: RefSeq, a predicted model, not a curated record